UAAGACUUUUCUGUAACAGAUCAGACUUCUUAAGGCUACAGUGCACCUGGAUUCCUAAGGAUUAGCAACGGGCUUGCUUCCGAGUUCUUGAAUCCCUUCCAGCUUUGUCCAAAACCAUUUUUUUUCUUUUUAGUUUUUGGUUUGUAACACGCUAAGAAGGGGGGGAAAGGGGACUGCAGGAGGGAUGAGCAGCAGUGGGCUGGUUCUGAGCACCCCAAAUCUUGAAGAAAGUACGGUGUUUACGCAAUUAAAACCAGUCACAAUGUCCGGGGAGUCUGCUGAAGACACCUCGGUCUUUGAAGACAUCAAACCUGCUAUAAGGAUCUUGGAAAACCAACAUGAGCUGGCGCAGCUUACCCCACUGAGGAUGGAGCAGCGAAUGCCACUUACUAUGGAGGCACGUUCUGAAAUGGACAAAUACCUCUCCAGUCAGCUGAUGCCAAUUCCAAUGGUGCCAGACAAGAAAUACCGUAGGGAGAGCGCCUCUGUGGUAGACGAGUUCUUCUCAACAGAGAAGCCCUCCUCCACGCCAUACAGUGUGAACAUCAAUGUGAUACUGCCUGACACCACACACCUGCGAACCGGGCUCUACCGGCCAGCCAAACCCCUCACCCCAUUCCCACAGAUCAAAACAGAGCCUGGCACCAGCUUCACCCAGCCCUGCUCAUCCACGGCAGGCUCGACGCAGACGCUGCCGGAUUUCACCAGUGUCUUUAGCAUGCCGCAGUCGGUGGCGGUGAACAAUAUCUUCAUCAAGCAGGAGAUGCCCUCGGAGAUCCCUUUGUCUGGCAGCCCGCAGCAGGCCCAGCUUUACCAGAUGCCCAUUGGAAAUGGUGAUGCUGAUGUUGCCACAAUGGUGCCCUCUACUGGCAGCACCACAGCCAUCAACACCAUCAGCGGCGUCACCAUGUCCACGGGCAGCGCCAUGCUCCCCAGACCCAUCCAGCCUGGCGGACAAGUGAAGCACUUCCAAAAUGUCUCCCAAGGUCAGGGGAACUUCAACAUCACGGGGCAUUUCUACCCUGUCCCAGGACUGAGCCUGCCCCCUUCACCUCCAAACUCACAGCCUGGCAGCCCUGAGAAUCAACCCGAGCUCAUUAACACCAUCUCGCCCCCACCCUCCUACGAAGCCACAUUUGGAUUGAAGCUGAUACAGUCGUCCCAGAUCCCCACACUCCCAAACGGUCUCGGGACCCUCUCCCAAGGGCACAUUAUCAUGCCAACCCCCAAAUACAACAGACGCAAUAACCCAGAGCUGGAGAAAAGGAGGAUCCAUCACUGUGAUUACCCAGGUUGCACGAAAGUUUACACCAAGAGUUCCCACCUGAAGGCACAUCAGAGAACUCACACAGGAGAGAAGCCAUACAAAUGCACCUGGGAAGGCUGCGACUGGCGCUUUGCCCGCUCCGAUGAGCUUACCCGGCACUACCGCAAGCACACAGGUGCCAAGCCCUUCAAGUGCCUAGCCUGCGGGCGCUGCUUCUCCCGCUCCGACCACCUGGCUCUGCACAUGAAGAGACACCAGAACUAGUGGCAGAGCUCCUGCCCCGCCCUUGCCUCCCUUCCAGGAGCAGCUGGGACACCUUCCUCUUGGACGGAUGACUCGUCUUGUACAUAGGAACAAAACCGUGCUGUGAUCAAAUGGCAGCGUGUGAGCUCUGUGCACGCUUCCUCCUUGUGUCCUGUCACCAAGGUACUCUUAGGUAAAGGAUGAUUAAAACUAUAUCUGUAUCCUGGCCAGGAUCCCACUUCCUGACCAGGAGAUGUUCCUUGGACUCCAGGACUCUCCCUUCCAGUGAAUUUGCUAUUUAUUUUUCACUCCGAAGCAAUUUUCCCUUUUGUCAAACUCUUUGGAGCCUUUCCUUCCCUUUUGGGGUCUGCCUCUGGUUGGGAAUGAGCAGAAAUAUGUCGGGCGGAUGGGCCGCUGGGCUAGCCAGCUGUUGGGAGGGCUUUAUCAAGUUCUUUGUGGAGCCUUCUUGGACUGAGCUAUUCCAUAACCAAGUUGCCACUAGCAGUGUAGCACACAGGACAUCCAAGCCAUGCAAGAAUAGCAGUGAGUGUCCAUGGCUUGUUUGGAAAGUCAGGUCUUUAGUCUUCACCCCUGUGGUUGCAAGAAACAAGGGCAGGAAAACCUAUCCCAAGAAGUUCCGCCACAGCUGGGACAGAUCCCAAGCAGACAACAAAGCCAUUGUUCAUGCUCCACUGAGACCACCUGAUAUUUCCUGCAAGAGAGGUGGCUUUGGGUUGUGAAUUCCUAUAUUUCUUUGCCAGGCAUGUCUAACAUCGAGCCCUUAGCAUUUCUGCUUGGAGGAUGGUUUUGGCUUCUGCUCUCUCUGUUGUGAGAACCAGGCUGGCUUUCAGAGGCGGGAAGUGGCCAGUCUCCAUGAAGAAAAAAAAAAGAAGACACACUGUUUUCCCAGAAUGCAUUGUGCCUUUGAUUUCCAAGGAUACAUUGAGUGGGGCCCCCCGCAGGCCUCGAACACAAGAGACUGGUCAUUACAAACCACUUUUUCCUGUUGCCAUUUGUGCAUUUUACCACAUUCAGAAAAGCAGCUUUGAAAAUAAACUUGUGCAAACUGUGAUCAUGUUACCUACCUCACAGGUUCAUGGCCCCACGCUCUCCAAGGAGCCUUCACUUGUCUUCCUCAGAACACCUCGAUGUGCAGCGUGCAGGGGAGACCCCGGAAGCACAUGAAAAGUUAAACAUGGGCAGAGUAAGAAUAGGCUAUGCCCAUUGAAACUGCAGCAAUGUAGAAGAUAAGAAACAAAUCAGGACACGUAAUCAGCCUAGCAUGUUCAACAGUACUUUGAUUUUUCCUGGCGAACAAAUGUAAAUAAUGUACAGACAGUGAUGUGUGAUAGAAAAUCAACCAAUAGGCAAAACCACAUGGGCUGUGGAGAUUCUGGAAACUUUAUCCCACCUGCAGCCUACAAGUCAAAUGUGGCCCAUCGCUGCCCUGAAGGAAGCCAAUCAAACUUCUGGUGAACAUAGCCAGUCCUGUAUGUCUGUCCAAGAAGAUACAAGGGAGGGCAGAUGUCAGGGCUUGUGCAUGCUCGUUAGUUACUGAGUUAGGUUUACACAUGCAUUACUGUAGGUGUGCCCCUGGGAUUCCUGGCAAGCUGCCCACAAAGUCUCAAUGUUUGGGCUGUCCCUGAUUCAGCGCUUUCUAAGCAGCUUAUCUCUCCAGUCCAGGGGGCACAUGUUAGGCCACAUCAAUUACCCAACUGCAAUGAUUCAUUGGGAUUAAACUUCACUGACCUCCAGAUGUGCAGGCGGAGCUGGGAGCGGAGCAGUCUCUGCAGAGCUUGGCCCUGGGUCUGUGAACAGGGACACGGCUCAUGUCUUGGCUUGCUGAGCUGCAUUCCCUGGGCUUACCGGCUCUGACUUGAUUCUGCUCUUCAGACUUGCCAGCUCACCUGAGUUCCUUGCCAAAUGGUCUGGGAAGCUCUGGUGACUGUGGUCCUCCAGCAUGCUCCCUGCCUGCCUGCCCCGCCUUUCCUGUUUUGACCCUGACAAAUGGCAGAUGCCCAGUCAGGGCCUCCAAAGCCAGGCUUGAAAAGCAGUCAGAAAGGAUAAUCAUAACUGGAGCCAAAAUAAACGAGGAAGGGAGCCUGAGGGUGCAACUCUGAAUUGCACCCGCCCCUUUCUAGGGUAUUUUGGAGGCUCCUCCAUGCACCGCCGUCAGGGGCUGCAUUUCUUUAAUAAAAGGCCCUUGUUAUAAUACCAGGAUCCCUGGGGAAUUGAUAUGUGCCAUAUGUUUAUUGCUGUAAAGGAUGCAUUAUUUUAUCGUGUACUUUGUCAAAUAGGUGUAUACGUGUGCAUAUAUAUGUGAGUGUGUGUGUGUGUAUAUAUAUAUAUAUAUAUAUAUAGUAGGGUGUGUGUGCAUGUGUGUGUGUAUAUAUAUAGGGUGUGAGUGCAUAUGUGUGUGUGUUUAGGGCAGCAUCUGCUUCAUUGGCACAGAUUCUGGUGUGCACAGGAACAUGGCAAUGAGGUGGUGGUCCUAAUUCUCCAGUGCUCAGUUUAUAGGGUUAGUGGCCUCUGAUAUACAAGAGAUCAGAUUAGAUCAUCUAGGAUUUCUGGUCUUCAACUCUGAUGCUACGGUUCUCUGUGUACAUGGCUCGUUCCCUUUUAGUUCAUGACUUGCUUUAAACGAAGCUUCGUAGUAAGCAUUUAAUCCUGAGCUCUGACCAAUGCUAUGCCAGCAAACACCAUGUCACACCAGAGCACGGCCAAUCCCAGGCAUGCCGUUUUCUGGGCUCGGUGUGCCAUGAAUCCAUCAAUGAGAUGCCUCCCACUGAAUCUGUACUCCAUCAGUUGUGCCAGCAGGCAUCCAUUUGUAGAGAGAGGUUCUCUGUGUGGAUCCUACUGUAUCACUGCAGGGUGGGGAAGUUCUCUGUGCACUGAGAAAGGUCUUGCUGUUGAGAAUGUUCAGGCCUUCAGUACUGCAUGCACGCACGCACACACACACACACACAGAGUCUCUGUCAUUUGGGAUUAUCUAAACUGGAAGGCAUUUCAUUGUAAGACAACAACACAUGUUUAACCAGUCACAUCUCCUGGCUCCUGGAAGUUAGGGCUGGGUGGAUGGAUUGGCUGGGAACCCAAACUAGCCAUGUUGGAGCCUGUUGAGCCCAACCCAGUGUUGGCUUGGGUUCAGCUGAUAUAGCAUUACGAUAUAUUGAACCUGUAAGGCCUUUCCCACCAUCCCUGUUGCUCAUGAAACUCCUCCCCCCAUAUGCACACAUCCCAAAUAUCCACAACAUAGGAUCCUAGUGAUUAGCAGCAUGGUUACAACAGUUCCAUAGAAUAGGGCAGCUGGAGAAUGCAACAUUAGCAAAUCAGAGUCAUGACUCUCACAGUUGGGCUACGUGUUGACCACAUUCCACCGUCUAGCUGUGUGGGCAACCCUCAUGGACACGUUGAGAAGAGUCUCAUUCUGUCUGUGGAUUUGGGGGAGUAUGGAGCCCACAGUGUGAAAGGCUGGUGGGAGAUCCUCUGAUAAAGUACCACAUCAGCUGCAUUAUGACAGCACAAUGAGGGAGUGAUAAGUCUUUACCUGCAAAGGGCUUUGUUGUAGCAGCCUUAAAACUGGACUUUGCAUGGCGUACUGUGUGCUUUUGUUUUUUGUUUUUAAAUGCUAAAUUUCAACAGAAUCAAAGGAAAAUUUUCCUGCAAAAGUGAUGAAAAGCAGGUUAAAAUGUGAAAUAUUUUAUGCCUUGGACUUCAUGGCUUUAGAGCUGAGUAAGAACCAAACUCUGCCUCUUCCUCCCUGUUAAAUCUCUCACACCCACGCAGUGUCAUGCCGACAGUGGAGGACUAAUGGGCAUUACCUAUUCACUGGAGCGGGUAAAAACCGGUCAUUCGAUUUGUUUGGCGGGAAAUGUCAUUGUUUUCAAAAUUUCCUGAUGAGCCUUUUGGGGGCGAAAAAGAUUUUGUUUUUGAAAAACGGUUUUUGGUAAAAUGGUUAGUUUAAAACAAAAAUUUUAAAAUUAGUUUUUUGAAAAUCAAAUUGUUCCCUCAGAACUGAAUCAAACCCCAUUGUUUUUUAAACUGUAUGUUUUUGAUUGAAAAUUGAACUAGUUUACUGAAAAAUAUCUGGAUAUUAUUAUUACUUUUAUUUUUGGGAAAGAAAAUAGAAAAUAUCUAUUUUAAAAAUGUUGGUCCAAGAGCCAUUUUUUCAUCAAAACAAUGCUCUGCUCUUCAGCUGAUCCCCAAGAGAGACAUGCUGGGUCUUUGGAUGGGGCUUGAUAGCAUUUGAGGAAUCCGCAUACUCCAGAGUGGUUUUUGGAUAGUGCCUCCUUGCUAGGUGGAGCACCAUUAUAGAAGGUCUUUGGCUCUCACAGCCAACUGGCAUGUCUAUUAUUGUUCCCAAAAGAAACGUAAUAAGCCCAGAUCAACACAUGGCCAUGUCAUGGGGCACUGAGAAGAGUGGACCAUCAGAAAGUUUGGGAAGAGCACUGGGGGCUAUUUCUAUAUUCUAAACACCUCGGGACACAGGACCCACUAGCUGGAUUUCCUGAACUUCCUUCAGAACAAAAUAUUGGGGCGUAAAUGUCCUCUUUUCAUUGUCGUUUGUGCUUCUGAGCAUGUAACACAGCAGAGGGAUUUUGGUAAAUAGUAGGGAAUGCUGUACAGAUUUUUGUAUGUGGAUUUGAAGCAAUUGUUUACUGUAUAAUAUGAACACACACCAAAUCGGGACCUGGAAAACUGUGGUGGAAGGUUUAUUUUCUGGAUAUGUUUUUGUUUGUUACUUUUAAAAAAAUAUUAAUUCAUCUGCUAUUUUGUAAUAAAAUUAUCCUGCAGGGAGGGCUUUUCAUUCUUCUAUCCCCACUCCAAACACCAUCCCAGCACCCAGCUCCUGCUUCUUGCUACCUGCCUUAAAUACCGUAACCAAGUUGCUAACACGUCUCACUGUGGACAAAUUCCUGAGAUCAAGAGACAGCAGUUUUAAGGCUUGUAGUAACUUCAUUGCUCUCUGCAAGUGGGUUGGGGGUGGGCUCUUCCACUCAAGUUGGUGAAAAAUAGCAGAGAGGUGCUGAAGGAGGCACUAUUUCCUCAUACCACUGAGCUAUCUAAUCCUGCCUGUAGCUGAUGCUUUGGAGGAAAGUGGAACUUCCUUCCUCCUCAAAUGCAUGCGACUGACUGUGCAACACUGUGUAGGGAAAAGCAAGAGAGAGAAUUCCUCCCAGCCCUUCACAGGCGACCAUCAUCCAACCUGAAGCAUGAUACUUGAUCACCCUUAUCCUACAUUGUGUAGCUACGAGUGGCGUUAGGUUUUGUUAGAACAUGCAGCAUGGAAAAGCAGCUAAAGGGUUAAUCAGCAUUUUAAUCUCCCCCCAGACUUGGGCCCCCUCGUGCCCUGAAAUGAGCAUAUACGCGGUGAGGCUAACGGUCCCUCAUGGAGCCGUCUAAAAGACUUGCCACCCUGCCCAGACAAAGCAUGUUUGCUAACAUUGACCUCCAAGGCAUACACCUCUCCUGGCUCCUAAAAUCCCAUAGGUGACUUUGCAGGAGCAGUCUCCCAAGCAGCUCUCUUUAUUGGGGGAUUCUGAGGGGGAGGAGGGCAGAGGGAAUAAAACCCCUUCCUUGAGCAAAAAAAAAAA
Molecule: messenger RNA, 7104 nt
Organism: Chrysemys picta bellii (western painted turtle)
Lineage: Eukaryota; Metazoa; Chordata; Testudines; Emydidae
Product: Krueppel-like factor 5
Biological process (GO): regulation of transcription by RNA polymerase II
Molecular function (GO): RNA polymerase II cis-regulatory region sequence-specific DNA binding; DNA-binding transcription factor activity, RNA polymerase II-specific
Source: RefSeq, a predicted model, not a curated record